CGGUUGCCCCUUACUUUAGACGGCAAAGGGUCUUUUUUUUUUCUCUCUCUCUUCCAAACGAGUUCCUCCGCUGCGACAACACUGAGCGCAGGCGGAAGAAAAUUGAAUAAGAUGGAACUAUUUCUGGCGUCCACACGGCGUUCCUGCUGAGCAGCGAACGGCGAAAAGGUGUGGUAUCCAGACUCAGGUGUUCCAGAGGUGGAGGAGGACGGUUUCUGUUCUCUCUGCUCAAUGUGACAGAAGAUCAGGUUUUCUCCAUGGCUCCAGAGCGAGGCAGAUAUGAUUUCUACAUCGGCCUGGCUUUGGCCAUCAGCUCCAGUGUGUUUAUCGGAGGGAGUUUCAUCCUAAAGAAGAAAGGACUGCUCAGACUCGCCCGGAAAGGCUCCAUGCGAGCAGGACAAGGUGGUCAUGCCUAUCUGAAAGAAUGGCUGUGGUGGGCGGGGCUUCUAUCCAUGGGUGCGGGUGAAGCUGCGAACUUUGCAGCGUACGCGUUCGCCCCGGCGACGCUCGUCACUCCGCUCGGUGCUCUCAGUGUGCUCGUGAGUGCUGUACUUUCCUCCUACUUCUUGAACGAGAGGUUAAACCUGCACGGGAAGCUGGGCUGUCUUCUCAGCGUGCUCGGCUCCACCACCAUGGUGAUCCAUGCGCCGCAGGAGGAGGAGAUCGACAACCUCAAAGACAUGGCUGAGAAGCUGAUGGACCCAGGCUUCGCGGUCUUCGCCACCUUCGUCAUCAUCGUCGCCCUGAUCUUCAUCUGCGUGGUCGGCCCACGUCACGGCCAAACCAACAUCCUGGUGUACAUCACCAUCUGCUCGGUGAUCGGCUCUCUGUCCGUGUCCUGCGUGAAGGGUCUGGGCAUCACCAUCAAGGAGGUGAUCGGCGGUCAGCCGGUGCUGAGUCAGCCGUUAGCGUGGCUGCUCCUGGUGAGCCUGGUGGUGUGCGUCAGCACGCAGAUCAACUACUUGAACAAAGCGCUGGACAUCUUCAACACGUCACUGGUCACGCCCAUUUACUAUGUCUUCUUCACCACGUCGGUGCUCACCUGCUCCGCCAUCUUGUUCAAAGAGUGGGAGCACAUGGGCUACGACGACAUCAUCGGGACGCUCAGCGGCUUCUGCACCAUCAUCGUCGGGAUCUUCCUGCUGCACGCCUUCAAGGACGUGAACGUCAGCUUGGCCAUGCUGGCCGUCAGCAUCAGGAAGGACGAGCGCAACGGAGCCGUGGUCAACGGCGUCGCCUACGAGCGUCUCCGGGACGCCGACCAGGACACCGCCGUCGACUUGGAGGACAGAGACAUGGGCUCUAUCACCUUCGACAACGUCUCCAGGAGGAAUGGAGGCAUGGCGUCUUAGGUCCUGAACUCGGUAUUCUAUAAUCUGCUGUGUGAAGGUUUAGUGUUUGGUUUUUUUUUUUUCGUUUUAAAAUCUGAAGACAAUCAAACGGACCCGACGAUUGUUUUUGUUUUUUUCUCGUGACGACGUCUUGAGACUUCAUCAUUUUGCUCGUGUAGCGGUGAAGAUACAUUUUAAAAACCUUCACUCUGA
Messenger RNA from Silurus meridionalis, 1544 nucleotides. RefSeq names its product NIPA magnesium transporter 2 (gene nipa2). The record is from RefSeq and is a predicted model, not a curated record. NCBI's taxonomy places the organism in Eukaryota, Metazoa, Chordata, Actinopteri, Siluriformes, Siluridae. The transcript is spliced from 6 exons. The coding region runs from base 258 to 1352 and encodes 364 amino acids. Gene Ontology annotation, cellular component: membrane. Gene Ontology annotation, biological process: magnesium ion transport. Gene Ontology annotation, molecular function: magnesium ion transmembrane transporter activity.